Hirundo rustica (Barn swallow) is the source of this 8996-nucleotide messenger RNA. RefSeq names its product calcium/calmodulin dependent protein kinase ID (gene CAMK1D). Gene Ontology annotation, biological process: peptidyl-serine phosphorylation. Bases 244 to 1425 code for a protein of 393 amino acids. The transcript is spliced from 11 exons. Gene Ontology annotation, cellular component: intracellular anatomical structure. Gene Ontology annotation, molecular function: ATP binding; calcium/calmodulin-dependent protein kinase activity; calmodulin binding. Lineage: Eukaryota; Metazoa; Chordata; Aves; Passeriformes; Hirundinidae. The record is from RefSeq and is a predicted model, not a curated record.
CCCAGGAAAAGUGACACUCGCGGAGCCCGCCGGAGCGCGGAGGAAAUAAAAGCGGCGGCGGGCAGGAAGUGUGAGGAGGAGGAGGAGGAAGGGGAGAAGAAGGAGGCGGAGGAGGAGGAAGAAAAAGAAGAAGAAGGAGAAGAAACAGCAGCAGCCGCUGCCGCCGCGGCAGAAAAGAAAGCAAAAGCCGCCCGAGGGCUCGGAGCCGGCGGCGCGGCAUCCGCGGGGCUGCGCGGCGCGGCCAUGGCCCGGGAGAACGGGGACGGCGGCGGCUCCUGGAAGAAGCAGGCGGAGGACAUCAAGAAGAUCUUCGAGUUCAAGGAGACGCUGGGGACGGGUGCAUUCUCCGAAGUUGUUUUGGCUGAAGAGAGAGCGAGUGGGAAACUCUUUGCUGUCAAAUGCAUUCCCAAGAAGGCACUGAAGGGAAAGGAAAGCAGCAUAGAGAAUGAAAUUGCAGUGCUGAGAAAGAUCAAGCAUGAAAAUAUAGUUGCUCUGGAAGACAUCUAUGAGAGCCCGAACCAUUUAUAUUUGGUCAUGCAGUUAGUGUCUGGGGGAGAGCUCUUCGACCGCAUCGUGGAGAAAGGCUUCUACACGGAGAAGGACGCCAGCACCCUGAUCCGGCAGGUGCUGGACGCUGUGUACUACCUGCACCGCAUGGGCAUCGUGCACAGGGACCUCAAGCCUGAGAACCUGCUUUACUACAGCCAGGAUGAAGAGUCAAAAAUCAUGAUCAGUGACUUUGGCUUGUCGAAGAUGGAGGGUAAAGGAGAUGUCAUGUCCACAGCCUGUGGAACUCCUGGCUAUGUCGCUCCUGAAGUGCUGGCCCAGAAGCCCUACAGCAAAGCCGUGGACUGCUGGUCCAUCGGGGUCAUCGCCUACAUCCUGCUCUGUGGAUAUCCCCCUUUCUAUGAUGAAAACGACUCCAAACUCUUUGAGCAGAUCCUUAAGGCAGAGUAUGAGUUUGACUCUCCAUACUGGGACGACAUCUCCGAGUCUGCUAAAGAUUUCAUCCGGAAUUUGAUGGAGAAGGACCCUAAUAAAAGAUACACCUGUGAGCAAGCAGCACGGCACCCUUGGAUCGCUGGAGAUACAGCACUCAACAAAAACAUCCAUGAGUCGGUCAGUGCUCAGAUCCGGAAGAACUUCGCAAAAAGCAAAUGGAGACAAGCGUUCAAUGCCACGGCGGUGGUGCGGCACAUGAGGCGGCUACACCUCGGCAGCAGCCUGGACAGCGGCAGCGCCAGCGUGCCCAGCACGCUCAGCCUCGCCGCGCCGCUCCCCGACUCGGCCACGCGGAAAGAUUGUAUGUCUCCAUCCACUCUCUGUAGUUUUGUUUCAUCUGCUUCUUCAGGCGUUUCUGCGGUAGGAGGGGACCGGAGACCCAGAGCCACCACGGUGACCACAGUGCACACAGGGAGCAAGUGAGCGCCGGGGCGGCGAGGAGCGGGCAGGCGGCAGGGCUGGCGGGCGCCGGCCCGCCCUGCUCGGAGAAGGACUAGAAGAAAGAAGAUUUUUUAAUGGCCAUAUUUUAUACUGCAAUUCUGAAGUGUUUCAUUUGUCACAAACUGCAAUGACUCCAGGAGGAAUGGAAUCUAACAGUCUCUGGUGCUGUACAUAUAUAUAUACAUAUAUAUAUGUAAAUAUAUAUAUGUAUGUGAGUCUAGCAGUGUUCCAACUAAUGAACACUCAUUCUUUCCCCCAGUGAUUUACUCUUUUCUCAGUGUAGGUAACAGAAUAAGUUGUAUUUUUUUUUCCAUUAACUACAAACAUCUCAACUGGAUUAUUUAAAUAGAAAUACUUUUCUGAGCAUUUUUUUUCUUUUAAAACUUACUUCAAGUAAUGUCCCUCUUCCAGUUUGCUGGGGGAUAGGCUAUUUCUGUAGGUAGGAAUUGGCAUUAACUUUGCAACACGGGAGGAUUUCAAUGGCACGCCAUUUCUUGCUCCUCAGAUUGGACUGCAAGUCUGUCUGGCUUUAGCAGAGCUGUUACUGCUCGGAUUAAGGAGCUGCUGCUUCCCACCCACCCCCAUCCUCCUCCUUGAAAGCCACAGGGAGAAUUAAAUUGCCACCAGCUGGGAGUUGGCUCAUCCUUGGCCUCAUUCCUGUCAUUCUGGGGAUCAGCACCCUUGUUUCAGAGGAGAGGCAGGUACACAGAGUCAGGCAGGAGCUGACCAGAGCUGUGCAAGGGAAAUGACAGAGCACGGUCUCAUCCUGCAGCUCCCAUCUCCGUCGAGUCACUGUGUUGUGAGCAGUGGGAAAGAAAAGGAAGAUACAGGGGUGGGAAUCAUCAUCCUCUGCCACUGCCUCUUGCUGUGCUGCCUCAAACAAGACAUUUAAUUCACCAGCUUGCCUGCAGUGUGGCUUCUGGCAUGGGGUGCAUCCAGCCCAAGGGCUUCAUGAGGGAGAUUCUGAGCACCCACAGGUCCUUGGGGCUUUGCCUGGCAUUGCUGAUGCUCAGCACCUCCCAAAGUAGCCAAAAGUGAGGAGAGGAGAGGAGAGGAGUGGUGCUUGAAGCCCUCUGUAAAGCAUUGGCAGGUUCUUGAGUGCAGUAUCUGGUGUAGUGUAGCUCCAUCAUGGUCAGGCUGAAGGUUGACAAGGAGUGCUGAGCUGGGAAAGCAGGACCUUGCUGAAAGGCACAGGCACAGCUGGGGCAGUGGUGGCACUGGCUCUUCCUCCUCCCCAGAAGCUCAUAUAUCAAUGCAAGCCAAAUUUACCCAUUUUUUAAUCACUGAAUGUGUGCACUUCCCAGGCUCUUUGUGCUGGUGCAUCAUUUGGGAACAGCCACCACAACUACUGUGCUGCUGUGCUUUAAAGCAGCUUGAAACAGAAAAGAGAGCAAAUUUGCCCAGUUUGCUAAAGGGCUCCUUCCAGGUUACCUCAAUGAAAUUCCCAUCUAAUUUCAGUUUGAGGAGGUGAGAGAGGAGGCAGGUGGCAUUGGCAGAAGCCCUUCGCUGGGCACUCUGAGCCCCUUGCACCCCAGAUACAUCCAUCCCUGCCAGAGGCACAAUUCCCUGCAGUGUGCUCUGUUGUCACACUUGCAUCUCUUUCCUGCACAAGAAAUUGUGAAAGCCAGUCACAGACAGAGCUGAAUGUAUCAGGCAAUAGUGCCUGUGCUGGGAAAAGCCAUAAGAUAGGUAUUUUUCAUCAAGACUUCUGUACUCUGCUCCAGCUUUAGUUGGGUUGACACAGCCGAGGCAGGAUUUUCAUCCAUCCUACUACAAAAACCCUUGGGAAAAAAAAUCAAAGCUGGAAAAGCAUGUGGCAGUGAGCACUGACUCUGAAAUAGCCACUCCUUCAGCAGCACUUAGAGCUGUUGCACCAGAUCUCUAGUUUCCUCUGUGUUAAGUUGCUCCCUGUUUUCAGAGGGCUGUGACAUAUCUGAGGGAGCCCCAGGUGCUCCCUGUGCACCCCACCGUGCUGCAUUGAUUCUCACACAGAAAAGGCUGCAACUUCAACUUCUCAUUUUGGGAAAGAUAGCAGAUACUGAACUGUUGGGGGCUUAUAGAAAAACUCCAUAUAAUUUCCACAGUGAAGACUUCUGACCAAGAUUUGGGCAGACUGAAGGGCAGGGAAUCUACUUGCUGAAAGUCACACUCCUGUCCUCAUACCCUGGCUAUUGCCACCAUACACUUUUUAUCAGCAUUUACAUCUGAGCUCUUUAUGUCUUGCUGCAUCAAAAAAAACAUCAAAACACGAGUAGAGCGCGAUUUAAACUCAGUUUAAGGACACUUUAUUUUACCAGCCUGAGUAAGGAAGAUUUGAGAGGCUCCAACCUCAAGAAAUUAAAGGGAUUUUGAACCUGUAUGAUUUCAUAAGCUCAGCUGGCCCUAUUCUGCUCCAGUUGCAGGUUGUAAAUAGACACUCUCCCAGUUUGGCAUCAGUGGAGUUCCCCACAUUUACACAUGUGCAACCAAAAGCAGGAUUUAGUUAGGGAAUAAUUUUAUCUCUAGAGUAGUUUUAAAGGUUAGGGCUCAAGUGUUUCCUCUGCACCUCCUCUUCUGAAACCUGAGGUCUGAAGGUCUGAACUUGACCUCAGCAGUUUCUGUGGCCACUGAUCAAAAUACAGCAUCCAAAUGAAUCUUGCAGAAAAAAGAAAAGCAAAUGGAUUUUCAUCUCCAAAACCAUGAGCAGUGACAGGAGUGAAGGCAGACAUGCUGUCCUGCAGAUGGGGGGCUGCCCCUCCCUGCUGGGUCCUUUCUGUGUUUGGUUUUUGUUUUGUUUUUUUGUUGUUGUUGUUGUUGGGAGGGGUAUUCUUGCCUUCCAUUGUUGGAAUUAGUGUGAUUUGGUUUUGUUUCUGCAAGUAAUAUUCUGCCUUGGUUGUGUAAUUUAUCAUCAUUCUCUUUGGCUUGCUGUCGACUGCUGGGAUCGUAAGAAACAAAAAUACUUAAGAGCAAAAUUGUUUCUUUCUGCUACAGUUUUGGUGGUGGGGAGCUCUUCUUUGGUAUCAGUGAAACACAGCGGGAGACCUGAUUGAGGUUCACCAAAUGCUUAGAGAUCUCUCCUGAAGCAUCACUUGGUUAAAAGUUCUCAGUUUAAAUCUGGGUACAUCUGUGAACAGGGGUGACUUGGCAGCACCCAGGCCAGAUCUGUGGGGGGGGGCUGGAGACAUUUGCCACUUGGCAUCACAGGGCAAACACUUCAGCCUUGCCUGCCAGGGAUGCUCCAGUGCUUUUGCAUGUCGUUCCCCUGCCCCAGCCCGCUUCUGCUCAGCCACUCUCACAGGAGAAUGCAAAGGUGGAGUAAAUAAUGUGGACAUGGGGGAACAGCCAAAUAGCCCCUGAGUAGAAGCUUCAAAACAAAUCCCCAGCUGGCCUUGCCAUGAAGGACUGGGUAGAAGACUCACUCUGGGCUCUUUUCCAAUGAACUGUCCUCCUAAACAAUCUGUGAUUUGCUGCUUGCAUGAGGACUUCAGCCUGGACUCUGUUACCCUUUUCUGCUUUACUUUACUGGUACCGAUGUGCUUUUCCUUUGUAACUUGUUUUCCUCAGCUCCUUCCCCUUCUUUUUCUUUGCUUGCAGCUUUGAUUGUUGAUUUUUACCUCCAGAGUCACAGAGGCCAUCUCUGAUGCCAACAGCAGUGCUCUUGCUGGGAAAACAAAACAAAAAAAUCCAGAAAAGCUCCAGCUGGCCCCUUAGCCUGCAGAAGAAGUUGUGAGGACAGGCUGCCCAUGAACUCUGCAAGCUGAAAGUCAGUAUUGCAGUGGCAAGGGCUUCUGCUGAUGAUCUUGCAUGUGACUUCAUUCCCAGUGCAUCCUAACUCUCUGCUGGAUCACCCCUUCUGCAGCACAAAAUGGAUAUUGGCCCUGCGGCACGGCUAGUGGGGAAGUAGGAGUGUGGGGAAAACCUGGCAGUGUUGCUUUCCUGACACUGUGUCACUCUGCUGCUGCUGUCUCUUCUGUCCUGGUUGCUGUUGUACAGGUGCCAUUAGAGUAGUGGGUACAAAAGAAAAAGAAGAAGUAGGAUUUUACCUAUGCCUUGCGUGUCUGUUAUGGUUGCAGUGCUGAAAUAAAACCAAGAAAUUUGGUUCAUUUCUGACAUGAAUCAAACCACAAAAAGGGGUGUGAUCCCGCUGGUAGACAUCUCCGUGUAGUUCUGCUGUAGGCAUUGGAUAGGUGUUUCUGCUGUGCGUGUGUCCUGCAUACCUCCAUGGCCGAUGACAGUAUUUUUGUAUUACCUGUUCUCUUGGGUUCCUGCCUGAUUCUGAUGAAAUUCAGGUCUUGUCCUAAGAUUUUUUCUGUACCAGGGCCAGCAUAACCCCUGAUCUCAGGCUUUUCUCCCCAAACCCUCUGCAAACCUGAACAUGGGCCUCCAGGGUGCCUGUGAAAUGUAGUUGCAGCUGGCCCCAAGGCUGUUCCCUUCCUAUUUUUAGGGAAGCAUGCUGCCAGAGAAAGCCAGAUAGCUUUCAGCCGUUGGCAAGCAGAGAUGAUAUUGCCCUUUGAUGUGAACUUGGCAUUAACAAGAUCAGCUCUAGGGAAACCUGUGCUAUUACUUCCUCCAGUGAUAACAGCUCCAACCCUGAGCAGCACUGAAUGAGCACCAGAUAAAAACACCAGACUGACUUUGCCAUCAAGAUCAUGCAGGCCGUAGCCUGUUCCUUUUGCUUUUUCCAAAGGAAUCAGGGGAUUUUCUACUGGCAAAAUAACAGUUUCUAGGCUGAGCCCCAAGGUACAGAAGUAGCUUUUAUUCAGCAUAUGGAAAUUCUCAUUUGAUGCAAUUAUUCCUGUUCUUGCUCCCAUGCACAUUUACCUGUCUGAAUUGGGGCCUGAAUGUAUCCCAGAAAUUAUUAAUGGGAAGGGAGUUUUGCCUUCCUUAUUGUGCUUAUUUGCACCAGAAACUCAAACACUCAUUCAAGCAAAAAGCAGAAACACACACAAAGACUACAAUAUCCAAGGAAAACAGCACCAAGACCAGGAGUGGAGGAUUAGUUGGCAAAUCACUGUCAGCAAUGGCUGAGUGAGGGGAACAGCAACCUGCUCACAAACACUGCAUGAACUCUUGUUUCCCCUGGUGAACCAGUCAUCCCAUAUUUCAUGCCCAGGAGCAAGUUUUACCCAGCAAGUUUUACCCAAUCCCUUUUGUUUUCCCUCACAUCCCUGCAGCCGGGUCCUGCCUUCCCACCCUGUCUGCGGGGUGCUCUGGUCUCUGGGACACUGGUGUGUGUUUGUGUGUGCACGUGCACAUUGUGGCCCCAGGGGUCACGGAUCCCUCCGGUGGGUGAUCAGGAGUUGGUCCAGGUUUUUUGGUCUGACUUUGCACGGUUGGGUCAAAGCUCUGUAAAUAGUGUUUGUAGCGAAGGAUAGAGGCCCUUUAGCCUGGACUCUGGUAUUCAAGACCCCCUUCCCCACCACAGAUAGUGCCACUUACCUGUCCAGGUAGUUUUAUUUUUUCACCCUCCUCUUCAUAAUGCUAAGGUCACUCAAAUGGCUCUUAGAGUUUUUCCAUACUCCAGAGUGGAAUCAGGGCAUGUGUGCUCGCAAGCAUUGUGAAAAAACACUGCUGAACUAAUGAUGGCAUCAACUGUCCAAUAAAUGCAUGAUACUGCACUGCAUGUAUUAAACUGCUGUUCACUGUUCCUGUAUUUCCCGAGCCUUUUCUUUAUGCACAUUCAACCCAACCUUCUCUCUGAGGGAUUUACUUCUAUGUAUCGCUUUUAAAUGACUCAAUGUAUCUGUAACUCGAAAUCCAUUGUUAAGUUUAAGUAAAUGCAAAAGCUGAUGUUUUGUAAACAAGAUACUGCAAAGCCUGGUAAUGUAUUUUGUCUUUCUGUUGAGUGCUCUGCAGCAUGUACAGAAAGAGUCACCAUCCAGAGCAGCUUAAAAUUAGGCAGCAGUCACAUAACACAGGUAUAGAACCAGGAGCUGGGGAGGUGAGAAUCCCUUUUUUAAUACAACACUUACAAAUUUUGAUCUGCAUCAAAAAUUCCUUCCGUGGGUCACUGAUGCUCAGAACUACCAAUCAACAUGUUGGUGUGUCUCUGUUUUUUUUUUUUUUUUCCUUUUGGUUUGUUUUUCCUAGUGAAAAUUCAGAUUGGUUCACUCAAUGCUUAGUAUUUUUCUCUUCCUACAAGAUUGUUCUUUCUUGCCUGUUGAAGAAUGAAAAUCACAGCAUUUUGGGAACCAAGAUGCUGUGAUUCUUUGCCUGCACAAAAUAGGGCAGAGAGCUGAGCUGAACUAUCCCAUCCUUUCCAAAGCCUCACCACCUAAAUGCUACCAUUUAAUCCCUGAACCUCCAAGUAAUCCAUGGAGGAGUUUGUUGUGGUACUUUUCCUUCUUCCAUGUGAAAACCAUACCCUUGCCUUCUCUUCCCUUAGUCAUUGACCCAUUUUCAUCUGUGCUGGUCUGUCCAAGGCAGGGUAGAGGAUGGCUCCAUGGUACUUGUAUUAGUUCCAGCACAAACAUCUUGUGGGCAUCAGCAGGGCUUUGGUCCCAGCUCCUGAGUGGCUGCUGUGUGGAAGAUGCUCGAGUUCCCAACACUCAAAGCAGAGUCAUCUGAAAGGACUGGGAAGUUUCUCUGUGAUCCUGGCAAGGGCAUGCCACAGAGCAAGCAGCAGGCCUGGGGAGGGAGCACCAUGCUGGUGGCAGAGUCCUUGGAAAUUAUUCUCCAUGGUGGCCAAGAACACCAAGAAGUCUUGAGCCCCCCUUCAAGGCUGGUGCUCAGCCAGGGCCGUGCCAUUGCUGAAUCACUGUAUGGCAACACAGCAAAUCAUCAGUUACAGCUGUAAACCUGCCUGAGUUCAGAUUGCUGAGGCAGCACCUGGUGCCAGGCUCCAUGAGGAGGUGGAUGUGUGCUGUGGUUCCUGGUGGGUGGGAGCUCCUAGUGGGUCGCUCAGAACAGCUCUGAGCUUUUCCAUCUCUCAUCUUGCAUCCUCUGAGCCCAGCAUUGCAUCACACAUGCUGAGUCUUAUUAGAUCAAGCAUGACCCCCAAAGUGAAGAAUGUGGAAGGUUGCAGCUCAGUUGGUGCGACUCAUGUUUUGGUCAACACAACAUCAGUGACCUGCUGUACAUUGACCUCUAGUUGAGAAACAAUAUUUUGGCCUGUUUGGGCCUUUUUUUAGAUAGAUAUUUUAUUUGAGCCAGAGAACAGUGCAGGGGGGGGGAAGCCUAGUCUGCCCAGAAUAGUGACUCCCCAAAUAUUCCCAACUGCAAAACGUCCCUCAGUUGACUUCUAAUGAAAAUGCAAGCAUGUUUUCUACAAAGGCUUAAAUCUUAAUCAAGGAAUGUCAGUGUGCCUAAUAUUGCAGGUCUUGUGAUUGAUAACAAGUUCAUAACAGCAUCCGUGUCCAAAAAGAAGGGAGAAUGUGUAUUUACUCCAUGCAUGUAUUAAGGCAUUGCAAAAGUUUUAUCUGCGUAAUGAGUUUGCAGUUCUGCAAAUUGUUAAUGGGGCUACAUCGCAAGUGGUUCUUUGCCUUGACAAUCAUGUAUACAUAUCGAGAUUUCUAUCAUAAUGACAAUUUAAAGGGAUGACUAAUUGUUUUCCUCCAAUAAAUCCAAUUAAAUCA